Molecule: messenger RNA, 2160 nt
Organism: Mesorhabditis spiculigera
Lineage: Eukaryota; Metazoa; Nematoda; Chromadorea; Rhabditida; Rhabditidae
Source: the annotation of a GenBank genome assembly
AUGCAGCGGCUGCAGUCGUGGCUCGAGGGUUUCCCGCUCGGUCGAGGCGGUCGCGAGCGGCGCUCAAGAAAAGCCUCACAUUCCGCCGCCCCGACCUGCCGUGCCCCGGACCCAAAUUCACAACCUCGCCGUCAGCGCUCCUUCCUCGAGCCCAAAAAGCCGAGAAAGUACCUGGAACCGGUGGAAUUACCCCAAGUGCCGGCCAUCUACGCAGACCCGUGGGACAAGCUGCCGCCAAGGGAUUUACCGAUGGGCGGCUCGCUCAGCCAGUCAUUUUCGUCGUCUAGAUCCUCCAACAUACGCACAAACCCCUGGAUCCAGCGUGAUAAGGACCGCGCGUCGAUGCGUGUCAUGCGGAAACCUGACCAUACCAUCAACCGUGACCACAGCUUCUCGUCGAUGGACCGCUCGCAUCUGCGAGUGAAAAGCUUCGAGGAGUCGGUGUGCUCCUCCGGCUACGGCAGUCAGGACAGCAGCCCCGAAUCCUCGGUCCACUCGCCAAAUUGGCAAACCGCCAGAGCGGACAAGGCCAUCGAGUGCCGCUCAAUUGACGUGGAUGAAGCGCUGGGGUUCGUGGAGGAAUCAUCGUCAUUCUCCCCCUACGACAACCUGCGCUUCAAUGACUCGACGGAGCACAUCUACCACGAGCUGGAGUCGCUAACCCGUAUCUCUCGAGUCCUCGAUGACCGUGACCGUGCGUACGCUUCGGAUUCCGAAUGCCCCUCUUGCUCCUCGCCCACCUCAUUCUCCCGCCGCAACUCCCCUAUCUACGCCAAGCCGUACGAGGGCCCGAUGGCCCGGCCGUACGUCGAGGAGAUGUAUGACAACAGUUACCGCUCAAAAAGCUCGUCACGUGCCGCUGAAAUUCGCCACCAGCCGGAACCUAUCUACGCCUCGGUGAAGCCAGUGAGACCCAGGAUGCUGCCGGUGAUCCCACAGACCUAUUCCAUGGGCAUCAUGCCGCGGCCACUGCCCCCGCUUCUCCGUCCCGAACCAAUCCGCGCGACGCGGCCAGCGCCCACCUUCUGCGCCCCGCCACCUCCGCCCCUGAACCUAGACGACGAGCUGGAGAGGGCCGAGAUGGACUUCCUUGCCGAACUUGACGCUCAGAUUGCCGAGCUGCAGAUCAUCGAAUUUGAAUGGGUGCGCUCAAACGACGGGACGACGGUCGUCAAGGAAAUCCUUGAAUACAAGCACGAGCCGGAUGAGCCGACGCUCAACCUGACGCGCUGCCGGAUCUCGCGCAUCCCGUGGCUGCCGCUUCCGAAGCUCGACCAGCUACCGGUUUUUAGAUGGAAUUUGAUCCAACGCAUCGAGGGUCUCGGCGCGCUGCGCUCGUUGACGAUGCUCAACUUGUACGAUAAUCAGAUCACAAAAAUCGAAAAUCUCGAGACGCUGACGAAUUUGGAGGAGCUCGACCUGUCGUUCAAUCGCAUCGAGAAAAUUGAAGGCCUCGAGACGCUAACCCGGCUGAAGAAGCUCUACCUCGUCCACAACAAGCUGCGCAAAAUAGAGGGCCUUGAGACGCUCGUCAACCUGGAGCUGCUCGAGCUAGGCGACAACCGAAUCCAGGGCAUCCGCGGGCUGGAGCGCCUCGAAAAGCUGCACACCCUCUGCCUGGGGUCGAAUCAGAUCAAGAAGAUUGAAAAUCUGGAACCGGUUGCAUCGACAUUGCGCUCGCUGGCGAUGCCCGGCAACGUGUUAACCAAGAUCGAAAACCUGGAGCAGAUCACCGGCCUCGAGCAGCUCUUCAUCGCCCAGAACGGCCUGAAACGCAUCGAGGGUAGGGAAAAAACCUCUUGGAAAAACGGUUAUAUCUUAUUCAGCCUCGACCAGCUCGCCAACCUCGAAUACCUCGACGUCAACGACAACAAAAUCAAGAACAUUGAAAACCUGCACCGCCUCCCCAAGCUGAGCACCUUCUGUAUCCGGAAUAAUCAGCUGACCGGCUGGGAGCAGCUGGAGCCGCUCAAGCUGGUGCCAUCUCUCCGAAAAGUGGCAUUCGAGAUGAACCCGCGCGUCUACUCCAACAGCCAGGAGUACCGCAACCGGAUCAACGCCACUCUUCCUCAAGUCGAAGAGGUAGACGGCUUCCCGGUGAAGUGGCGCUCCGGGGACCCGUGGCAGGACUUGGCGGCACAUAGCAGCGGCGACGAGGAG